Malaclemys terrapin pileata is the source of this 1749-nucleotide messenger RNA. RefSeq lists its product as uncharacterized. The record is from RefSeq and is a predicted model, not a curated record. NCBI's taxonomy places the organism in Eukaryota, Metazoa, Chordata, Testudines, Emydidae. The coding region runs from base 376 to 1419 and encodes 347 amino acids. The transcript is spliced from 3 exons.
CAGUGCAAGCAACACUGCAGGGACUCGGGACUCCUGGGUUUCCAGAAGGAGAAUGCUGUAUCCAUUUGGAACUGGUUUUUACGGAGGUUGAAUGGAACCAUCCCAGCUGCAAUUCACCCAUGGAGGCUGAGGGUUAGUGCUCACCUUCCGGACAAGUGAUCAGAGGUGUUUUCCUACCUGUAACCUCAUUGGAUGUUGGGAUUUCAAUUCAGCUGAGGUCAUGCAGAGACACUAACACACCACUAGGCAGAGUCCUUGAUAAACAGAGCCCUGUAUAAAUAUCACCACAACUCUGGCGCUUGGUUCAUCUACAGAAGGGAAGAGGUUUGAAGUGAGCAGAAAGAUUGUACAUGCCCUGUCCCUGGCUUGCCCAUCAUGGUUUUUUCAACACGGGCCUCACAAGAUGACAGCUAUGUACGUGAGUUCACCAUGGGGAUGGAGUCCCUAGUGUCUCUAGCCAAAUGCCUGCCCCAGGCCGAAACAGACCCGGACAAGCAUCAGAAGAUUCAGGGACACAGUAAAUGUGCUUUGGAGAACAUGAACGCUGCGAAGAAGGAGUUAGAAGCCCGAAAAAAUGCCCUGAGUUCCCAAAUCAGGGAACUGCUUGUCAAAAAGAAAGAGCAGAGCGAUGAAGAGAAGCAAAAGGAAAGGGAGCUCAGGCAGUUAGAGAUCCAAAUGGAAAACCACGAGCAGAUGCGCUUUUACAUCCAAGUAAAGCUGGACAUGGCCGAGAACCAUCUGGACGAGAUGAUGGCAAUGCUGAAGAAGGCGAGAAAGGAGGAAAAGUGUAGUAAAAUCAUGACAAAUAUCACCCUGGUGCUUCUGCCUCUUUUCACUCUCCUAGUUUCGAUGGAAUUUUUUCAAGAAGCCCUAAAAGUGACCGAUACGAAGGAGCUUUUCCUGUCGGCUAGCAUUGUAACCAUCAUUUGCCACGUGUCUAUGUACAUUGCUCGGAAAGCAGCCUUGGAAUUGCACAAAACCAUCAGCCAGUACAAAAUCCAGGUCUCCGACUACAAACGGGAAGUUUGCAUAUGUGACAAAGAGAAGAGAGAAACCAAGGAGAAGAUUGAAGACAUCAGGGCCAGUCUGGGGGAAAAGAGAGAGAUUGGAGGUGAACCAACUGAGCUUUCAGCAGUGCAGGAGGAGGAGGAGCUGAGAAAACACAUACAAUUUGUGAGUCAGCUGAUUGGGAAAGUCAACACGCUCAGGUCAUACAUUGAUGACCCCUCAGACUAUGAAUAUGCCUGCAUGAUUUUGGAGGAGAUUUAUCAGUUAGUGCAGCCAGUGGUAGAAAAGGGAGGGCAGGAGAGCAGGAGGUUCCUUGACACAGAGACAGUAAAGAACCCAGUCGAGGAGCUAAAACGUGUGGUUGAAAAGCUUAGGGAGGAUAUGGCCAAGGCUAAAGACAGGAAUUUUUAGAGCGGAGCUAAGUAAGGGCAGAGGGGGAUGUGACAUGUCAGUGAGCCCGAGCCCGAUCCCACUUACACCAGAUUUACACCUGGGUCACUGAGAUCAGAAUCCAGCCUGACUCCACUGCUGUCCUUGGGGUCUCUCUGGAUUUGCACUGGGGUAGGCUGGAGAUCAAAGGUGGGGUGGAAGAGGUAUAUGUUAUGUCUUUGUAAGCGAGUAUAAAGCUCUCAUUUCAUCAAAAAGGGGCCCAUUUACACCAGUUUAUAAAUCAGGACCUCUGUAUCUGCCCCAAGACAGUUUUGUAUAAAUAUCUCAUCUACUAAUCAUCUGGGUUUUGCU